GUCAGACGAAGAUUAAAGGACGUGGGUUAUCCCUGAAAUAUCCACAGGGGCUGUUUGCAGCGGAUUCGUCGAGAGGGCACGGUAAACAGCCCGGGAGCCAUUUGUGUACGGAUGCUUUCCGUCGUUGCAUGAAUAUGCAUGCAAAGCAGCAGCAGCAGCAGCGUCAAGUGAUGCUGUGACGAAAGACGACAAGAGGUGAAGACGGAAGAGGAGGUGGACGAGCCGCGCGCAUCUUUCCUGGCAGGAGGCGGCGGCUGAGGAGGAUGGUGCCGGGGGCCCCUAACGUGGGUAGCGCCACCAGCAUGCUCCCCGCCUCGGAGGCAGCCAAGAUCUACCAGACCAACUACGUCCGCAACUCGCGCGCCAUCGGCGUGCUGUGGGCCAUCUUCACCAUCCUGUUCGCCAUCGUCAACGUGGUGUGCUUCAUCCAGCCCUACUGGAUCGGCGACGGUGCAGACACCCCGCAGACGGGCUACUUUGGUCUCUUCCACUACUGCAUCGGCAGCGGCUUAUCCCGGGAGCUGACGUGCCAGGGCAGCUUCGCCGAGUUCUCCAGCAUCCCGUCCGGCGCCUUCAAGGCCGCCGCUUUCUUCAUCGCCACGUCCAUGGUGCUGGUGCUGGGCUGCAUCGGAUGCUUCGCGCUCUUCUUCUUCUGCGGCACCGGCACCGUCUACAAGAUCUGCGGGUGGAUGCAGCUGGCUGCAGGCACCUGUCUGAUCCUGGGUUGCAUGAUCUACCCGGACGGCUGGGACAGCGAUGAGGUCAAGCGUAUGUGCGGCGAGCAGACGGACAAAUACACGCUAGGCGCCUGCUCCCUGCGCUGGGCCUACAUACUGGCCAUCAUGGGCAUCAUGGACGCCCUCAUCCUCUCCUUCCUCGCCUUCGUGCUGGGCAACCGCCAGGACAGCCUCAUGGCCGACGAGCUUCUGCUGGAGAAAAGUGUGAACAACGCCAUAUAACGUGCAAGCCAGCCUCUACAUGCUUCUAAAAGGUUGUGACGUCAUCAAUUCCAAUCUGAGCAGAGAUGAUGGGAAAGACCCCCCCAAACGAUUGUUGAGAUGGACAAGAAACUCGGAACGUGUAAAGUAGCACAUACUUGGAAUUGGCUGCUUGUUUUUGGGCAGUUUUUUUCUCUCCACGGGUUGCUUGGCGGGUUUAGGACAAGAAAUGAGACUAUGGACCACAUUCGUAAAUCAUUUUCAAUUUUCUUACACUUAAAUGUUUGAUGUGAUUAAGUGGUGGACGUGAUAAUGAUCCAUUUCACAUAAAAAAAAAAAAAAGAUACCGUCUAUAGGUGGUGUGUAACUAUGUGUGCCAUCCGUGUAUUUUUGUGGAGUCCUUCAAAGCAAAUAUUUUCUUUUUUUGGGUCAUUAACUGACAAUUCAUCUACCUCUACAGUCCAGUCAUGACGUUUUGUUUUUUUGUGUGACUCGCAGAAAACAUGUACAAAUUAAGCAUAAAUGUGAAUAUAUGGUGCGGUUCAAUUAAUGGAUAUUGGAAAAUGUAACAAGAACUUUUUGGAACAAGGAACAUUUUGUGUUUUUGAUUUUGGUUUACAUUUUUCCGGCUGUCAUUUAUCGGAGACAAGAGACACAUUGCUGGACGGUUUUUAGUACUAGUGCAGUGGUGCCUUUUGUUUCGUAACCUCGCAAAUCAUCAUAAAUCAUCUU
Messenger RNA from Syngnathus typhle (broad-nosed pipefish), 1670 nucleotides. RefSeq names its product LHFPL tetraspan subfamily member 3 (gene lhfpl3). Gene Ontology annotation, biological process: sensory perception of sound. Gene Ontology annotation, cellular component: plasma membrane. The record is from RefSeq and is a predicted model, not a curated record. The coding region runs from base 264 to 959 and encodes 231 amino acids. The transcript has 4 exons. NCBI's taxonomy places the organism in Eukaryota, Metazoa, Chordata, Actinopteri, Syngnathiformes, Syngnathidae.